Molecule: messenger RNA, 453 nt
Organism: Angiostrongylus costaricensis
Lineage: Eukaryota; Metazoa; Nematoda; Chromadorea; Rhabditida; Metastrongylidae
Source: the annotation of a GenBank genome assembly
AUGAUUCCUCGUAGUGCAACUCCAACAAAACUAGACGAAAGAUGUAGGUUGAGUCGAAUGGAUGAUUUACGCAUCUUGCGUAUUCCUUCCCACAUCGGCGCUAACCGUCCGUGGUUGUUCGAAACGGUUUCCAUCUGCUUCUCGCUUCCUUCGUUUCCCAUGUGUCCGUCUGCUGUCCGACGAGCGCCGUUCCCACUCUUCUCCACACAAAUCAUAAAUCCAUCACUAGUCAAUGUGCAAAUGGCGCCUCCUGGCCCAUACAUGGGUUUGGUCGACUUUCUUACUCUAUAUGCUUUCCUUUCUUUGAAUAAGUCUUUUAAGCACAUGCGAACGCUUAGUCUUUGUAAAAAUCAGUUUACUCGACCUGGUGUUCUCCGCGAGCUUACUUUUGUGUCCCUCUGGAUGGCCCGUCUGCUUGAAAUGUACGGCGUAAUGAUAGUUUCCGUUUCAUAA